AUGGAUUUGAAAGCAGUCCUUCCAAGCGAUCUUGAAAUCAGAACUGUUGUCAACAAAAUUGAUGGGAUCAAGAGCGAGUAUCGGAAUUUUGAGUUGGAUCUUUUAGCAGGCGAAGAAGACUAUGUUACGGAAACCCUCGAAGGAGGUGUGAGAUAUCGACUCGAUUUCUCAAAGGUCUUUUGGAAUUCUCGUCUCAGCCACGAACAUGAAAGGGUAGUGAAGCUGUUUGAUUCCCGCUCUUUAGUUUAUGACGCUUGCGCUGGAGUGGGUCCAUUUGUCUUGCCAGCAAUAAAGAAAGGGCGCGCUUUGCACGCGUUAGCGAACGAUCUCAAUCCGGAGAGUGUGCGAUGGCUGAAGGAAAAUGCAGUGUUGAACAAGGUUCCUUCUGCAAUGUUACAAGUCCACAACCUAGACGCCGUUGCUUUCAUUCGUGGUCCAUUUGCGGAAGACUUGAGUCAA
This is a messenger RNA of Ostertagia ostertagi, 459 nucleotides long. The record is from the annotation of a GenBank genome assembly. NCBI's taxonomy places the organism in Eukaryota, Metazoa, Nematoda, Chromadorea, Rhabditida, Trichostrongylidae.